Messenger RNA from Oncorhynchus gorbuscha (pink salmon), 2625 nucleotides. RefSeq names its product 4-galactosyl-N-acetylglucosaminide 3-alpha-L-fucosyltransferase 9-like. Bases 23 to 1135 code for a protein of 370 amino acids. The transcript has 2 exons. The record is from RefSeq and is a predicted model, not a curated record. Gene Ontology annotation, molecular function: alpha-(1->3)-fucosyltransferase activity. Lineage: Eukaryota; Metazoa; Chordata; Actinopteri; Salmoniformes; Salmonidae. Gene Ontology annotation, cellular component: membrane.
CAAGAGCCCUCUAUGGACAAACAUGUCAUCAACAACUUCCAACCGAAGACAUCAUCUAACUCUGAUAGCUGCUCUUGGGGUUUUGUGUUCAGUGGUACUAUUUUUUGUUUACUUUAAACCCUCAUCUACUGCAUGUUCAUCUCGGUUGGAGGAUUUGCCAUUUUUGGCAAAGGGAGAUGUUUCCUCACCUACCAAAAAGCCUGUGGAAAAGCCACUUGUGUUGCUCUGGUUCUGGCCACUGGGUGUGAGAUGGAAUUUUUCGUUCUGCCAAACCCAUUUCAACAUUGAUAGCUGUGUUCUGACAGAUGACAGAUCCCUUUAUGACAAAGCAGACGGAGUGGUUAUUUUUCACCAAGACAUCAGCUGGGACCUGAAGAACCUUCCUCAGUCUCCUCGUCCACAUUUUCAGAAAUGGAUCUGGUUUCAAUUGGAAUCACCAACAAAUACUGCCAGAAAACCAGGUGUGGAAAACCUCUUUAACCUCACUUUGGGCUAUAGACGAGAUGCUGACAUCACAGUGCGAAAUGAAUUGACAACCGUGAAGAAUGGAAAAGACAGUGAGUUUGUGCUGCCCAAGAAGGAUAAAUUGGUUUGUUGGAUUGUGAGCAACAACAAUCCUGCAACUGGGACAGGAACCAGAGCAAAGUACUAUCAAGAGCUGGUCAAACACAUUAAGAUACAUCUUUUUGGUUCUGCUUUUACAGGGAGUCGUUUGAAGUAUGAGGACUAUUACUCAACCCUUGCUAGCUGUAAAUUCUACCUUUCAUUUGAGAAUUCAAUCCACAGAGACUACAUCACAGAAAAGGUGAACGGACCACUUGUAGCAGGAACCGUACCAGUAGUCUUGGGCCCACCCAGAGAGAACUAUGAAAAGUUUUUCCCAGCUGAUUCUUUCAUUCAUGUAAAUGACUUUACUAAUGCAAAGGCACUGGCUGACUUCCUUCUUCAAUUGGACAAGAAUGAUGAGAUGUAUGUAAGUUACUUCACUUGGAGGAGGUACCUUAAGGCCAAGCCCCACCUCCAGAGAAUAGAGCAAGAGUUUUCUCAACCUGUUUGUUUAGCCUGUGAAUACAUGGCAAGAGACAAGGGAUAUUAUAAAGUUUUCCACGACGUUUAUGAAUGGUACUUUGUUUGAGUGUUUAGCCAACAUUUUGUAAGCACAGAAAAGUUCUAUUUGGCUUACCUACGUAAUUUUGCUUUCUUUUUUUGUAUCAAUUCAAAGUGUGGUCAUUCAAGGUUUUUGGGUCGAUUUUAAUUUUUUUGUUUUGUAUAAUAGCCUCAGUUAUGAGGUUUACAUCUAAUUGUUUUAUAAGAUGAAUGAGUGAGGAUGAUACUGUUUGUGAAAUUGUGUAAUGUGAUUUGGACUGUUUAAUCAAAAUUCCAAUUCCCAUUGGAGUUUAACUAAGUCAGAUGACCGCUCAUGAGCACAGGUCGGGCAUCCUGGGACAGGCCCUUUUCUUCUCUUCCGAAUAAAACCCCCACCCAGGUUUUCUAUCACAAGACCAUGUUUCUCUCAAUUACGAGGGGACAAAGGUUGCAGAACAGCUUACCUUGAUAACGAGAGGGCCAAUGUUUGAGACCAAACUGCUGAAUAUUUUCACCAUCCCACGUGGUUAAACUCUUAGACUAUCGAUACCGACAGAAUAAGAACAAGUCUUUGAUAUUAAUUACUAACCUGCAGCUAUGAAUUCGGUAUCAUUGAAUGCAAAGACCGACAACCGCCAAAACAUCUAUUCUAUAAGGACAUGAAUGAAUGUCACUGAACCUACCAUUCUAACCACGACAGAGGGUGGACAGACUCUCCAACAGAAACAAACAUUUCAACAGAGAUCCCGACAACACACUGAGCGUAAAUAUAUAUAUAUAUAUUGAUUGCAAUUAUUCCUGAAUGAGUGAGCGUUCAUGUGCAAAGGAUUAGCAUUUCAAUUGUUAUAAUUAUCAACUUUGUAGUGUCUCAUCUCAGGUGACCCCCACUUCCCUUUUUGUCCACCAAGCUGCGAUACCGGUUUAUCCCACUAUGGAAACUCCGUUAUCAUUUCCUUGUAAUUAUUUCCUAUUUUUUAUGCAUUUCUGUUAAUUACUUAGUUAGUAAAUAAAUGAUUUAAGACAAUUGAUGUAUGGAUGACUCAUAGUGAAGACUGGGUUCGUGCAGAUAAUUUACGACGUUUGAAAAAGACUAACGUGAGGUAAAGAAGAAUUCAUUAAUUAGAAGACUAUUGGUCAGAUACUGUAUGAAAAUAUCUGAAAGUUAUAUUAGGAAAAUUAUAACGUUAUAAUCUGAAUAUUUUCCUUGGUGCCCCGACUUCCUAGUUAAUUACAGGAUUGAUCAGUUUAAUCGCGUAAUAAUAAUUAGUUAUUUGAUAACGAUUCAUCUUCAGUUUAAUGAUGCCAAAGACACGACACAGCUUAUGCAAAAGGUUAGUACAGUUUAUUCACGAGAACAUUCUGAAGUCCAUUAUACAAAGACAUCCAUUUUAUACCUUGCUUCUUACUUACGCACAUACUUCCACACAAACAGUAGAUAUCCUACUCACAUACAUACACACAAACAAGUUAUAUUACAGGUCGAAGAAACAUUUUAAACUAUGUACAGAAUCAAUCGUUAGGAUGUUUUUAACAUAUACC